This is a messenger RNA of Parnassius apollo (apollo), 642 nucleotides long. The record is from the annotation of a GenBank genome assembly. Lineage: Eukaryota; Metazoa; Arthropoda; Insecta; Lepidoptera; Papilionidae.
AUGAAAGUCGCAAAAGUAGCUGAGCCUGAUCAUGUUGUGAUCACGGUUACAGCUGAUAUCCAUGAAAACUAUCAAAACAAUCUGGAAUAUUUACCGAUACCUAAGAACUCUGAUGAAAUCGUUAAUUCAAACAAAGAAAAUAUGGAUUUCAACCGGAUACAGAUUGAGGACCAAGAACCCCUUUCCUUAAAUGAUAUUAGCCUGGACUUGGAUAUAAAUUUGAAUAAUGGUGCUGAGGAAAAUGUCAUGGAUGAACCUGUUCCUAAAAAACAAAAAAUUAACAUUUUAGAUAUUAAGAAUAUAUCAACCGAAAAUGUAUUCACCGCGAGCAAAACCGAAAAAUAUGGCCAGGAAGAUACCUUCAUAACCAACAAAACUGGUUUAUACUUAAUAAGCUACGGUACUACAGAUCGUAUUUUACUAACGGGAGCUAAAAAUUUUCGUUGUAUUGAAGUAAACAAUGAAGGUGUUGCUCAUUUCUGUGGACAACAUGCAAUUUAUGUAGCUAAUAAAACAAACCGUAGUUUAGAAAAGAUUGCCGACAUCAGAAACAUCUUUGGUCUCACUUUUGACGAUGAUGAUAAUAUAAUUUAUUCUAACCCUUAUGAAAUUGUUAAGCUGGUGCCAGGAGACUGUAAAUAA